Molecule: messenger RNA, 804 nt
Organism: Syngnathoides biaculeatus (alligator pipefish)
Lineage: Eukaryota; Metazoa; Chordata; Actinopteri; Syngnathiformes; Syngnathidae
Gene: perm1a
Product: PPARGC1 and ESRR induced regulator, muscle 1
Exons: 4
Coding region: 1-804 (267 amino acids)
Biological process (GO): regulation of DNA-templated transcription; response to muscle activity
Cellular component (GO): cytoplasm; nucleus
Source: RefSeq, a predicted model, not a curated record
AUGACGAUGAUGAUGAUGUGGAUGGCGGCCAACGUGACACUCAAUCUGCUGCUAAGUCCGUCCUGGCUGCACAGACUUUACAUUCUGGCCGAGGCAAUGAAGCAAACAAAGUCGCUUCCAGUGAAUUCUGGACAGACAAAUCUGCACAUCCCAGAAGCCUACGACUACUUCUUUGCAUCCUCUUCUUCUGAUGAGUCUGCAGAGGAGGAGGAGGGGGAGGAGGAAAGUUGUGGUAGAAAGAGGGUGGUCAGCAGGCUCAAGCAAAAAUCAGAUGCCACCAAACCUUUUGGAGACAAUUAUGAUCAUUUCUUUUGUGAUAGCAGCUUGCGAGAGAAUUUCUUUUGGACAGCGACAUUCUCCUUCAGGAAUGUUCGUCUCCAUAGAGGGGCAGUUCGGAACAAGAGCUCAAGGUUUCAAAAUGUGAAAAACGCACGUCCUUUUCCUGCCUUAGGACACAUGGGCCCUCCUGAUCCUGAUCUGCUCGUUGAACAAAGGGAAAACAGGAUUGCCAGACGGAUAUUGGCCGAACAACUAAGAUAUAAAGAUAUGCAAGUAGCUGUUCGAAAUCCAAGGACAGAUAUUUCCCUGCUGCCUCUCAGACAAUCAGAUAUGUGCCUGGUCUGUAUUGCAUUCGCUUCUUGGGUGCUGAAGACAGCAAACCCCCAAGUUGGAGACAUGUGGAAGGCUAUUCUGCUGGCCAAUGUAAGUGCUCUGUCAGCCAUUCGAUACCUGCGGAAAGAUGUCAAGGUGGAGGUGCCCGAUGGUCAGAAGAAAGAGCAUCUGACCAAUCUUAGUGGUACUUGA